AUGAGUUGGCUACGCACAGCUGCAUCUGCAUAUUCCCAUAUGGCCGCUGAUCCUGAAUGGCCUAAAUUUGACAUUGUCGAAAAUAACAAGUCCUAUGAGAAACGUCAUUAUCAGCCAUUCACCUGUGCGGCAUAUUCAUUUACUGCUAAAUCUGGCGAUGAGCCUGUUAUGUCUAAUCUAUGGAAACUUGUUAAGUAUACACAAGGCGGAAAUGCCGAUGGUAAAGUCCUUAAAAUAUGUCUUCCGAUAAUGGUUAAAGUUCGACCAUCGUUAACAGCUGAAGCAGAAAAUCAAUUUACAAUAAUGUUAAUACUUGAUAAAGAUAAUAAUGCCAGUUCACCACCAACACCAACUAUCGAAGGUGUUUUUAUUUGCCAUCAACCUGAACAAAUUUUAUAUGCAAAACGUUUCGGCGGUUUUGCAAAAGAAAACGAUUGGAAACGAGAAAGUGCUCAUAUAUUAGAAAUAUGUAAAGAAUUAUCGAUUAAUCGGGCAGAAGUUAUUUCAGCAACAUACGAUAUGCCAAUGAAACUUUUCAAUCGACACAACGAAGUUCUAGUUGCUGAACUUAGUGAAAACAUUCCAAAUGGCGCAAUAGUUAAUGUUUCUUAA
Messenger RNA from Rotaria socialis, 612 nucleotides. The record is from the annotation of a GenBank genome assembly. NCBI's taxonomy places the organism in Eukaryota, Metazoa, Rotifera, Eurotatoria, Philodinida, Philodinidae.